AUGCAGGUGGUCGAAAAUAUAGGUCUCGUCUUAAAAGUCGUACAAGGCAAUCAAUUUUUUCCUGAAAUUUCGACCAAUAAUGAAGUGCAAAUAAUUAGGGCUCACGACUCUUCUGUAAGAAGAAAAGUAACAAAAGGAAGGAGAGGUAAACCCAUAUCAAGGAUUUACUCAACCGAAGUAUCUGUUCUUGCACGUCAAGUACAGAGUUUAAGGAAGGCCAAAACAACCUAUGCUAUUAAAUAA
Messenger RNA from Arctia plantaginis, 243 nucleotides. NCBI's taxonomy places the organism in Eukaryota, Metazoa, Arthropoda, Insecta, Lepidoptera, Erebidae. The record is from the annotation of a GenBank genome assembly.